Molecule: messenger RNA, 618 nt
Organism: Naegleria lovaniensis
Lineage: Eukaryota; Heterolobosea; Eutetramitea; Acrasida; Naegleriidae
Exons: 2
Coding region: 1-618 (205 amino acids)
Source: RefSeq, a predicted model, not a curated record
AUGAAUUCAAACGAAUCACAUCCUCCCCAUCAUGCUAAUUCGGAAGAAACACAACAAAAGACACCUUUCUGGAGUUUUAGCACCAUUCAAGCCAUAUCGGAAAAGAUCGACCAUCAUCAAGGGCUCACUUGGAAGGAGUUUGCAUUGUGGAAGUUUUAUGAACUCACAGACCAUCCAAAGCCAAGAGGAAAUGUUAUUGUUGCAAAAAGUAUGGAACAUUUUGAUGAGAUCUUAAAUCAGGAAAAACCUGUGGCUGUUGCUUUUACUGCUCCUUACAAGAACAAUUGUGAACAUUUGAAAAAGAAGAUUAGAGAAAUGGCACCUUACUUUGAAGAAGCUAAUUUUGUGGAGGUAGAUUGUUCCAUCACUCCGAACAUUUGUUACCAGAAAAAUCUCGUAUCUGUACCUGCAAUGGAUGUUUUUUAUAAGCCAGACAAGAACAAUGACAAAGUCUACCGAUAUAGAUAUUCAUACAGCCAUAGCGUUUACGGAUUUCAAUCAUUCUUGAAAGAUUACGGUCUUUCCUCUUACCAUUCACCCUCAAUAUUUCAUAGGAUGGUCAAAAAGUUGGAAGCCAUCAACCACCAGCAACAACAGAACGUUCCUUCCAAUAAGUAA